ACGAAUAUUCAUGUCCCCAAAACUAAUAUUCAUGUCCCCAAAACUCGCUGCAGACUAUUCGUGAACGUGGAUCUUCUCGGCGACUCCGGAGACCAUUGCAUGAUACGAAGCCGAUGACUUCCAGAAAGUCUUGGCAAUUCCUUCUCGGCGACUCCGAGCUGUCACCUCGUUUCAGGCUGCACACGAGGCUUGUUUUGCCGAGUGGGGUGAGGCUUGCUUUUAAAUAUCGUUGGAUUGCCCCCGCUGCCUUGAUUGAGGCUGGCAUAUCUUCUGACAGAAACCACUGUCAUUCCUUGCCCACAGCAACAGCUUUGUAUCCUUUGCUGAGAAUUACCAUGAGUAGACCUCCCUUACCGCCCCGACCAAACAAUUCGCAAUCAGAUCGACCACCUCCACUGCCGGCUCGGAAGCCAUCACAACCUUUUGGUCAGAGUACUUCCAAUGCAUUUCACCGAUCGGAUGCCAUGGAAUAUCUCGGCCAAAAAUUUGAAGGCCUGUUCACAAACGACGAUACCGUAAGAAACGACAGAAGGUCGAACCAGAACUCAGGAACACGCAAGGCCGACUCUGCAGUAGAAUAUCCUUCUCACCUGAGACCCUCACCCACAGGUAACUUCUUUGUCACAUCGUCACCGCCUUCGUGCUUGCCCAGAGAUCAAAGAAGAGGCUACUUCAUCGGGAGAGGGUGUCCGAACGAUUCGAACUUGCCUCAUGAUGCAUUCUGGUUCAGACACAUCGACGUGCCGAACUUUUCCGUCUGUAGCAGAUGCUUUGAGUACCACAUUCGUGGCACUAAUUUCGAGCUGGACUUUACUGGCAAGCUGGAACCUGGUCAAACGGAUGCUGCUCGGUGUAUGUUUGGCCACCUACACAUGACUGAUCGACUUUGGCCUCAAGCUCUGGGCACAAAUGAUCUCCAGUAUGUCAAGAUGUACAUGGAAGCCAUGGUAAGGGUACCCAAUUGUCGUGGUGUGGCUGGUAUCGCAGGAUCAGAUUCAGCAGCUGGCAGAAUGAAGUGGUACCAGGCAAGACAUGAUGCUAUUCCUGGAAUGAUCGCAUGCGAAGCUUGCUACAGUGCAAACAUCGUCGGCUCAAAUUUCGACAGUCGCUUCGUGCUUUCAGGGACUGAACAACCACAAGAUAUCACCUGGGCAUGCGAUAUUCCUAUCCCAUACAUCAACAGAGCAUUAUCCGAGUAUGAGAAGUCUAAUGACUGGCUGAAGUUUGUCGCUGCAGCGAAUACGCGUUUGAGUAAGCCACCGUGCAAUGGAAUGGCGGUGGUAAACUCGAGCAGCCGUAAUUGGUACGGCACUUCGGCUCGUUUGUACGACCUUGAUGUGUGUGAGACAUGCUAUAUGGAUCAGGUCUGUUUCACGACUUUCGAGUCUGACUUCGGACCAAAGUCUUUCAACAAGGAUCUAUUCUGCGACCUUGCUAUACCUCCUUUGAAGGUGGCAUACGGAGCUGCGCUGGGAUAUGAGAAGAAUAGCAUUUUCUGGGACACCUGCAGAGUACAGUCGCAGACUCCACUUUGCAAGAGCUCGGGCAUGACUGGCGUGCAGUGGUACACGAUCAAAGGAGGCUGCGACAAUUUUGACAUCUGCCCCACCUGCUACACGGGCUGGAUCUGCGCCUUCCGCAUGGAAUCUUUCUUCGAACCGCAGAAGCCAGUGCCUGCUGGUACUACCAAGGGAUGUGACUUUUCGCUCGAGUCUCAAAAGAUCGGACCCCUGAUCAUCCGAUAUCUUAUUGCAACGGAUAUGCCUGACAGAGAACAGCUUUUCUCCCACAUCCGUCGCACAUCUUCACUUUCGCUGUGUACAGGUAUCAAACAGCAGAUGGCUCGAUUCUGGCGUGUUGGUCUGAGAGGCGACCCCAUGAGCGUGUGUCCGUCAUGUUAUGAGGAUGUACUGCGCGAUAAACCUCUCUCGCAUAUUUUCCAGCAACAAAUCACUCCAGGCAAGCAUCUUUGCGACCUCUACUCCGCCAACAUGCGAGGACGCUGGCGACAAGUAUGGCAAGCUAGUGUCGCUCAGGGUAUAAAAGAUAGCCAAGGCAACUACGCCCCUGAUGAAACUGCCCUCGCACAAUUCAUAGACUACCGCAACCAUCGCACCCAAGUGUUCCUCCAAACCAUUCCUGAGAUGAACAGGCUGGAAGCUGCAGCUCAGAAUCGAUUGUUCCAGCAACAGCGAUUGAAUCGGAAUAGCAACUUCUACAAUCACCUCAACAUGACUGCGAGUGUCGCAAACGGAAUACAUUACGGGCCUGUUCCUGCUUACACGACCACAUAUGGUAACUCGAGUGUUGGUUACGGGUAUGCUACUCCGUGGGGGGUGGAGGGAGCCGCGUAUGGGCAGCAGGCGAAUGCUAUUGCAAGUCAGGGACAUGGAGAUUUUGCGAGGAUCGCAUACCUUGAAGCACUUUGGAAGGAGGUUGAAUAG
Aureobasidium subglaciale EXF-2481 is the source of this 2444-nucleotide messenger RNA. RefSeq lists its product as uncharacterized. The transcript is spliced from 2 exons. The coding region runs from base 114 to 2444 and encodes 776 amino acids. Lineage: Eukaryota; Fungi; Ascomycota; Dothideomycetes; Dothideales; Saccotheciaceae. The record is from RefSeq and is a predicted model, not a curated record.